GGUUUUCCAGACAUCCUCAGCCAGCUGACGACCGUUGGGGAGGUCUCACAGGAAGCAUUUACGGGUAUGCACUUGUUGGGCCUGUUGUGCCUUGACACUGAUAAUGCGGUUGCUUCUUGUGCAGAUCCUGAAAAGGGGAAAAUCGUCGCCACGGCCUCCCUUCUGAUAGAGCGUAAAUUCAUCCGCAGCUGUGGCAAGGCAGGGCACAUAGAGGAUGUUGUUGUGGAUCAGACUUACAGAGGGAAGCGCUUGGGGCAGAGGGUGAUUGAGGCGCUGCUGGUGGCUGCCAGAGAGGCUGGCUGCUACAAACUAAUUCUGGAUUGUGCAGAGGAAAACGCUGCAUUCUAUGAGAAGUGUGGCCUCACAUCCAAGGAAAUCCAGAUGGUGCGUUAUUUUUCUAUUUUAUCUUCUCUGGCGGCUUGA
Messenger RNA from Coccomyxa subellipsoidea C-169, 423 nucleotides. RefSeq names its product acyl-CoA N-acyltransferase. Gene Ontology annotation, biological process: UDP-N-acetylglucosamine biosynthetic process. The record is from RefSeq and is a predicted model, not a curated record. Gene Ontology annotation, molecular function: monosaccharide binding; glucosamine 6-phosphate N-acetyltransferase activity. Gene Ontology annotation, cellular component: Golgi apparatus; endoplasmic reticulum-Golgi intermediate compartment; endoplasmic reticulum. The annotation marks the transcript as partial. NCBI's taxonomy places the organism in Eukaryota, Viridiplantae, Chlorophyta, Trebouxiophyceae, Coccomyxaceae. The transcript has 4 exons.